Messenger RNA from Humulus lupulus (European hop), 1811 nucleotides. RefSeq lists its product as uncharacterized. The transcript is spliced from 7 exons. Gene Ontology annotation, molecular function: catalytic activity. Lineage: Eukaryota; Viridiplantae; Streptophyta; Magnoliopsida; Rosales; Cannabaceae. Bases 110 to 1675 code for a protein of 521 amino acids. The record is from RefSeq and is a predicted model, not a curated record.
GAUACUUCUACUCUCAUAAAUUAUAGAUUCGAGAUUCCAUUUCCGUUUCCCUCCUCGUUUCGUUUGACUUAUUCGAUUCUAUCGCGUAGUUGCAGUUGCAGACCAAAAAAUGAGAGCUACAAGCAGAAGAGGAAGAGGAGGAGGUGGAGGUGGAGGAUUCCUCCUUCUCUUUCUUAUAACCAAUCUUUCUCUGCCAACUCUCUCCGAAUGUUCACGCCAAUGCAAAGCCUGGCUCGUCCAGUCAAUCCCCACCGAUAUGCCCCACCUCCCUCGCGUCCCCGGAGUCCUCUCUACUGGAGACGUAUUCCGGUGGCUGCCCGGGAACUCUACUCAUCGAUUGGACAUAAUCGCUCAGUACUGGCAGCUCGUAGCGUCUCCUAAAGAUCCUAGCUCAGGGGAUUAUGGAUACUCCAAAAAGGAUUUACAGAGAUUUGGUGCUAAGCAAGGUGCUGAUGUUUAUAAAGCUUUAGACAAAGCUGCUAAUCGAAAUGUUAGCAUCAGGUUAGUAUCCCACUCGGGUGUAUAUCCUGACUAUACCAAAGAACCAACGGACCUUGCUUCAGGAAGGCCAAACGUAAAGAAUGUGACCUUGUUACUUGAUCAAUGGUGGGGUUCAGGGAUAGUUCACGCUAAAGUAUGGAUUUCAGAUCGUCGAGAUGUUUAUAUUGGAUCUGCAAAUAAUGACUGGAAAUCUCUAACUCAGGUGAAAGAAGUUGGAAUUUAUCUCGUUGGCUGUCCAAGAGUAGCCAAAAAGGUGGAAGCCUACUUUAACAACUUAUGGGCACUCGCAGCUCUCAAUUCUUCACAUCUCACCAGAACUAUAUCUGAUCACCAGUGGCAGAUUGAUAGAAAAGUGCCUUGUUGGUCACAUUUCAUUGAAACAGACAGCAGGUGUAGGGCACCUUUUCCCCCCGUUGUGGAAAUUCCCCAUGUAGUGGGAUACCCUACCAUAUCAGAUCCUGUUAUGUUUAAAUUACCAAUUCAAACUCCUGGAAACAACUAUUCAACUUCGCAGCUUCAGUCCAGCUAUCUGUCCUUCUCCCCACCAGAGAUAUCGUUUGGCAGGUACCAGACUGAUGAGCAGGCAUGGUUGGAUACUAUUAAAUCUGUUAGUACCGGAGCCACUUUAAGGAUAAGUACUAUGGAUUGGCUUGGUCAAUCUCAAUAUAUGAAACAAACAGUUUACUGGUCAUCCCUUUCCUCUGCAGUAUCUGAGGUUGUGUUCGCAAAGCAGGCAAAAGUGAAGAUAUUGGUGGCAUACUGGGAUCAUUUCAUCAACAACACAGAUCAAUACCUGAAGUCACUCCUCUACUCUAAUAUACUAUGCUCUUCAUCUAAAUACAAUAAAUGCCGUGGGAAAGUUGAGAUCAAAUACUACAUGGUUCCGGGUUUCAACUUGACCGGACCGGCCAUUAGCCAUGGGAAGAAGACUGGAAAUGUUUACCCUGCUUAUACCAGGGUGAACCAUGGAAAGUAUGCAGUGAGUGAUGUACGAGCUCAUAUUGGAACAAGUAAUCUAGUGUGGGAUUACUUUUACACAACGGCAGGAGUGAGCUUCGGCACUAAUAACUCUGCCCUUGUUUCUCAGCUGCAACAUAUCUUUGAUGCCGACUGGAAUUCCCCUUAUGCGAUGCCUAUUGAAGAUUUGGGAGACGGUUGUUCUUGUUCAAGUUAAUGUUUCACUCCCAACUUUUCAGCACUUCUGCUGGGCCCACUUCUAAUGUGUACAAUUAUUAGUCCAUAGAAAGGACAGCUUUUAAAUAAAGCUUAUGUAAGCAAAUUAUAGAAGGGAAAUUUGAGUUUUUAUGUUU